AUGACCGACCACCAUCGACCGACUUUGCCUUGCCAGCCGCUCAUCUUCCGUGCGCUAUGGUCGCGGCUCGCUGUAGUCAAUUCAACUCCGUUGCCUGACCUUGACAUCACCCUGCCUGCUCAUCGAGUUACCAUCUUCGCAACCCGCGAUGGCUAUGGCUACAUCCAGUCAGACAACGGCCUGUCCGGGGCAAGGUUGGACAACAAUGAUGUUAUGCUUCAGCUCAUUGCCUACUGGCUCAACCCGACACACCCAUGA
Colletotrichum lupini is the source of this 258-nucleotide messenger RNA. RefSeq lists its product as uncharacterized. Bases 1 to 258 code for a protein of 85 amino acids. The transcript has 2 exons. Lineage: Eukaryota; Fungi; Ascomycota; Sordariomycetes; Glomerellales; Glomerellaceae. The record is from RefSeq and is a predicted model, not a curated record.